This is a messenger RNA of Olea europaea var. sylvestris, 1979 nucleotides long. Its product is annotated as probable polyol transporter 6. Gene Ontology annotation, molecular function: myo-inositol:proton symporter activity. The record is from RefSeq and is a predicted model, not a curated record. Gene Ontology annotation, biological process: transmembrane transport. NCBI's taxonomy places the organism in Eukaryota, Viridiplantae, Streptophyta, Magnoliopsida, Lamiales, Oleaceae. The transcript has 2 exons. Gene Ontology annotation, cellular component: membrane. Bases 244 to 1743 code for a protein of 499 amino acids.
AUUUGGAAUAUUUUGUUUCCACUUGGUCUUGAUUGUCUUGUGUGUAUAGAAAAAUAUCCUCAAGUUGGCGAAGGGAACUCUGUGGGUUCCACCAGAACUGUGCAUGUUGUCAAGUGUUUACUUUUUCUUCAUCUGAAGUAUACAGCCAAAGUAUUAUAUAUAUUGUGUUAGUUUUGGAUCGAAAGAAUCAAGAAACCAGUAUCAGUAUAGUAUAGGAGGAUAGUGUUGUUUUUGCAAAUAACAAUGGAAAGUGUAGUUGGAGGGGAGAACCAAAGAAGGCUUAACAAGUAUGCCUGUGCUUGUGCUAUUGUUGGUUCGAUGAUAUCUAUCAUAUUCGGCUAUGAUACGGGUGUUAUGAGUGGAGCAAUGAUUUUCAUAAAAGAAGAAUUCGAAGUAAAGGAAGCUCAACUGGAAGUGCUCGCCGGAAUCCUUAACCUGUGCGCUCUUGUGGGUUCUCUCUGCGCCGGGAGAACCUCUGAUUACAUUGGCCGAAGAUACACAAUAGCAUUGGCAUCCUUAAUCUUCAUGCUUGGUUCAGUUUUAAUGGGCUAUUCUCCAAAUUACAACGUUCUUUUGGCCGGAAGGUGCAUCGCCGGCGUCGGCGUAGGCUUUGCACUCAUGAUAGCACCCGUUUAUGCAGCCGAAAUAUCGUCUCCAAAAACCCGAGGAUUCCUAUCAUCUUUACCAGAAAUUGGCAUCAGCAUUGGAAUUUUACUUGGCUAUAUAUCCAACAAUUUGUUCGCAAAGCUGACACUGAAACUCGGGUGGCGGGUGAUGCUCGGAAUUGCAGCAAUCCCUUCACUUAUCUUGGCCAUCGGAAUUCUGAAGAUGCCGGAAUCCCCACGGUGGCUUAUAAUGAAGGGCCGAAUUGGAGAGGCCAAGAAAAUCAUGUACAAAGUGUGUGACGAUGAAGAAGAAGCUCAACAGCGAUUAAAAGACAUUAAACGGGCCGCCGGAAUCGACGAGAAUUGUACUGAUGACAUUGUACAAAUCUCAAAAUCCGGUCAAAAGGCUCAGACAGGCGGCGUCUGGAAAGAAUUGCUGUUGAAACCAACUCCGACAGUCCGCAGAAUGUUACUUGCUGGCGUCGGAAUUCAUUUCUUCGAACAUGCUACCGGAACCGAAGCUGUUAUACUAUAUGGUCCAAGAAUCUUCAAAAAGGCAGGCGUUACAGCCCGGAAAAAGCUUCUGCUCGCCACAGUUGGAGUGGGUCUCACUAAAUUAAUAUUUAUAACAAUAUCCACCUUCAUAAUUGACAGAGUUGGCCGGAGGAAGCUCCUAAUAACCAGCAUCGCCGGAAUGAUUGUGUCAUUAACUGGACUCGCAACUUGCCUGACUGUAGUUGAACAAUCCGAUGAAAAGCUCAUCUGGGCACUGGUGAUGAGCCUUAUCUUUGUGUAUACAUUCAUAAUGUUCUUCAAUGUGGGACUUUGCCCUGUAUGUUGGGUGUAUAGCGCAGAGAUAUUUCCGAUGAAGCUCCGGGCGGCGGGGGCCAGUGUCAGCGUGGCAGUGAACAGGGUGAUGAACGCCACUGUUUCUAUGACGUUUUUAUCGUUGUCGAAUGCCAUAACCAUAGGCGGCGCUUUCUAUUUGUACGCCGGAAUGGCGGUGUUGGCUUUGUUUUUCGUUUAUUUCUGCUUGCCGGAGACAAAGGGGCGGAGCCUGGAGGAUAUGGAGGAGAUAUUCAGCAAACAUUCCAUUGCUAAGAAUUCCAAGAAGGAAUUGGAGCUUGCGAACAGUUAAUUGAAAUUAUGCAUCAAUGUUUGAUUGCUGAAAUCAGGAUCAGAAUUGAAGAACCAGCUCCAAAUUCUUAGAAUUGGUAUUAGAAAUGUAUUUAUACGAUUUAAAAUGAUAUUCAUAAGAGUAGUUUGCAAAUCAAUCAAGUUGUAAUAGAAAUGGUUCCAUGGAUUAAUGAUCAAGUUGAUGUUUAUCUAAGAUGCGCUCAAAAGUUAUAUAGUAGGUUCAAUUUUUGUUGUUAA